AUGGCCGACGAAACUAGAUUAACCGGUGUUUCGUUGGGAAUAAUUAUUACUGUAAUUUCCAGUKUUAUCAAUGGGUCGACAUUUGUUCUUCAGAAAAAAGGAAUACUACGUUCACGAAACAGAGGAGGAUCCUACCUCACUGAUGCAGUGUGGUGGAGUGGCACUCUGUGCAUGAUUAUUGGUCAGAUUGGUAAUUUCCUGGCUUACAACGUGGCCCCUGCUGUGAUAGUCACACCUUUAGGGGCUCUUGGAGUUCUCUUUGGGGCUGUGCUGGCUUCCUGGAUCCUGGAGGAGCAUUUAAACCUCCUGGGGAAGCUGGGCUGUGUGUUGUGUUGCAGUGGCUCUGUGGUGCUAAUCCUCCACGCUCCUGCAGCAGCAGCAACAUCCAGACUGGAGCUAGAGACCAGGCUGUCAGAUCCAGUGUUUGUCACUUACGUGUUGUUGGUGGUCUCCAUGCUGAUCACUCUGAUCCUGUGGAUCGCCCCAGCUCGUGGAAAAUCCAACAUCAUGGUGUAUGUUGGCAUAUGUUCCCUCUUGGGAAGCUUCACCGUCCCAUGCAGCAAAGGGCUCGGUCUGGUGGCUCCGGAUCUGUUCGGGGAAGACCCGGUGAGCUCCAGGGUCCUGGCCCUGUUCCUGGGCCUGCUGGCGACGCUGGCGGUCAGCAUCCUGAUCCAGUUCUUCUUCAUCAAUAAGGCCCUUGAGUGUUUCAGCUCCAACAUAUUUGAGGCCAUUUACUACGUGACGUUCACGUCCACUGUUAUUCUUGCCUCCGGACUUCUCUUCAAGGAGUGGACUUCCCUCAGUGGGACCGACGGCCUCGCCAUGCUGUGCAGUUUGGCUACAGUGAGCGUCGGCGUGGUUUUACUUUGUAUUUCCCAGGAAGCUGUGAUCACCUGGAAACGAAAAGAACCACGAGAAAAGACGGACUGAUCGGGGUGGCUUCUAAAUGCCAUGCUACAUUCCUGUGACACUGCACUACCUCUGAUUUAACCAGCCAUAACAUUAUGACCACUGACAUUUCUAAUUAAUUAUCUGGCACAUUACAGUGUGGGGGAUAUGAAGCCAAMAGUGAUGGUUAAACAGCUACAUUAUUGUAACUCCACAGCUUUAUAUGAUGUUUAAUAAUAAUCAUACAUCAGUCAUUCACACACUGAUGAUACUAAACUACACUGUGGCCAUAGCUGCCCUGGGGUACACUGACAGAAGCGGAGCUGCCAUACUGCGCCACCGGCCCCUCUGACCACCAUUAGUACACACACACAGUUGUUUACACUUAAAUUAAAAAUAUUUGACCAAAGGAAAC
Austrofundulus limnaeus is the source of this 1303-nucleotide messenger RNA. It is a transcript of the gene nipa1, whose product is annotated as NIPA magnesium transporter 1. Gene Ontology annotation, cellular component: membrane. Lineage: Eukaryota; Metazoa; Chordata; Actinopteri; Cyprinodontiformes; Rivulidae. Bases 1 to 930 code for a protein of 309 amino acids. The transcript has 5 exons. Gene Ontology annotation, molecular function: magnesium ion transmembrane transporter activity. Gene Ontology annotation, biological process: magnesium ion transport. The record is from RefSeq and is a predicted model, not a curated record.